Molecule: messenger RNA, 2703 nt
Organism: Venturia canescens
Lineage: Eukaryota; Metazoa; Arthropoda; Insecta; Hymenoptera; Ichneumonidae
Gene: Sam-S
Product: S-adenosylmethionine Synthetase
Exons: 11
Coding region: 322-1539 (405 amino acids)
Biological process (GO): S-adenosylmethionine biosynthetic process
Cellular component (GO): cytosol
Molecular function (GO): ATP binding; methionine adenosyltransferase activity
Source: RefSeq, a predicted model, not a curated record
UAAGCAAGAAUUCGGAUUUCAUCGAACAAGUUUUGAUUAUUGAGUUUGAGUAGUUAAAGGGAUUCAUUUUUUUUCAUUCGAAUUUUUUAAAAUUGAGGAUAUAGUUGACGAAUAAUCCGGUGACCGAGAAAAAAGGCAAAUUUCGGUUAUAUCUUUUGAAAGUAGCACAAUCGAGGAAAAGACAAAGUCUAGCCAACCGGAAUAGUGUUUCCAUCUGGAGGGUGACCACGUGAUCCGAAGAUAACCGAGAAAAGGAGAACCGUUUCGGAGCUUGAGAACGAGCGUCGUUUCAACGUUGGAAAUACUAAUAAACGAACGAAAAUGCCGGAAACAUCGCACCACAUGAACGGAUACGCGAACGGGCACGCGCCAGCGGCCGAGCUACAACAAGACACGACAUUUUUGUUCACUUCUGAAUCUGUAGGCGAAGGACAUCCAGAUAAAAUGUGCGAUCAAAUAAGCGAUGCCAUUUUGGACGCCCAUCUCCAACAGGACCCGGAUGCAAAAGUUGCUUGCGAAACCGUUACAAAAACUGGAAUGAUUCUUCUUUGCGGUGAAAUAACGUCGAAGGCAGUUGUGGAUUACCAAAAGAUUGUGAGAGACACGGUCAAGCACAUCGGGUAUGACGACUCUUCCAAAGGAUUUGAUUGGCGCACGUUGAACCUUUUGGUGGCGAUCGAGCAACAAUCACCGAAUAUCGCGGACGGAGUCCAUACGGAUAGGGAAGAGAAGGACGUGGGUGCCGGUGAUCAGGGCUUGAUGUUUGGUUACGCUACUGAUGAAACCGACGAAUGUAUGCCGUUGACUGUCGUACUGGCGCACAGAUUGAACCAAAAAAUUGCUGAACUAAGGCGAAGCGGAGAAUUGUGGUGGGCGCGUCCUGAUUCGAAAACGCAGGUUACCUGCGAAUACAUAAUGGAUCACGGUGCUUGCGUGCCAGUCCGCGUUCACACAGUCGUCGUAUCGCUUCAGCAUAGCGAAAAAAUAUCACUCGAGGAGCUUCGCAGAGCUGUUAUGGACAAAGUCAUAAAGGAAGUCAUUCCAGCGAGGUAUCUCGACGAGAAGACGGUCUUCCAUGUUAAUCCCUGCGGACUCUUCAUCAUAGGCGGGCCUCAGAGCGAUGCUGGUCUCACGGGGCGCAAAAUAAUCGUCGAUACUUAUGGAGGCUGGGGAGCCCACGGUGGCGGAGCAUUUUCCGGCAAAGAUUUUACAAAAGUCGACAGGUCAGCGGCGUACGCGGCGAGGUGGGUCGCUAAAUCUCUCGUCAAGGCUGGUCUCUGCAGGCGUUGCCUAGUUCAGGUCUCGUACGCCAUCGGUGUUGCAGAGCCACUUUCGAUCACGGUCUUCGAUUAUGGUUCGUCGAAACUCUCCCAGAAAGAUCUCCUCGGUAUCGUCAACAAAAACUUUGAUCUUCGUCCUGGAAAAAUUGUCAAAGACUUGGAAUUGCGCAAUCCAAUAUAUCAACAAACGAGCACAUACGGACAUUUCGGACGAGAGGGAUUCACCUGGGAGCAACCAAAGCCACUGGUCCUCGAUUGAUGAGGAUUAUCUCUAAGCCAUUUGUCGUUUCUUAAUGUAAAAUCAGCGACAACAACAACAUACAACUCCUAAAAAUCUCCGAGAAACCCAGUAUAUCUCGCCAAGUUUUUAAGCAAACCGAUCGAGAGACUUAGAGAGAAUGAGAAAGUGACUGAGCGAGAGACACAUUGCCCAAAGUACUUCGCGUUGUAUUUAUCUACAAACACACAAACGACCAUAAAAAGACACGCAUAAAAACUAGCAAGGGUUUUUCUGUAUCGAAUCACUAAAAUACGAAUUGGACGCGAAUAAUCAACCGGACGAAAGCAUUGAUGAAAUAUUCCCGUGAUCGACCUAUUAAGAAUCACAAUUUUCUUUCUUAUUGUAUAUUCGUCGGGAGAAAGAAAAGAGCAGUGUUGUCAUUUUUUCCGUUAAUUUUUUUUUUUCAUCUAACGAAGGACGACAAAAAUUUAGUACAAAUUGACCUGAAAAAAAUCGCGAGACUGGUUUCACUUUCUGAUGACUUAGUCGUACAAGAGAUGGAAAAAAAGUUUUAACAAAAUUUGGAUAGAUUGAAAAUAGUGGAUGAAACGAAAUCCUCCAUGAGUUUUUCGUCAGUUCGAAUUGCCUACUCGUAAAGGGAAAACUAACUAAGCUGCGUCUGUGUAUAUACCUUAAAGAAUAUUUUCUUGCGUCACUGUGGAUCACGGGUGAUGAUUAAAGAUACGAGAAUCAAUUGAGAUCUGACCAUGUUUUACGUUACAUUACGACGACGAAAGUCGAAUGUUGUUUUCUUUUUCCUAGCAAUAUGUUAGUGGUUUGAAAGACAAAAAUACAUGAAUGUACGCGAAGGAAAAAGCCCGACAUGAGUGCUAUACAGUUUUAAGUAUUUUUAUGUAGAUAUUCACUGUUUGUGCGAGAGAAGAGUAGUAGAACUCUAAUUUUCUUCCUCUUUUUUUUCUCUUUUUUUUUUGCAUUAAUAGUCCGGAUCACGAUGAAUCAUUGACAAGUGCUGUACGUGUGAUAAUAUAUCGAGUUCGAGGCACGCAAAGGGAGCAUUAACAGUCGGGCUGGAAAAUGAGGUGCUUCGGAGAAGCGUUUGAACAGUUAGUUGUUCCGCCUGAAAAGCGAGUCUCAGUAAUGAAAAGAAAAAAAAGGAAAUAAAUAUAACUCUUUGUCAAUGUU